CUGGUUUGCUCGCUGUUUGAUCUGUGGAGUUUGCGCAGCGUGAUGCUUAAGGCUGUAACCUCACAUUUUUAGCACAUAUUCCCUGUUUGUGGGUCGUGAAAGAAUGGCAAAAGCAAUUUUUGGUCACAUACAUUGCCCAGGUAACGACAAUGAUAUGGCGGAUGCGGCAGCAAGGCAGGCAGCAGCCCUUGAUCUGUUUAAGAGACAAUGCCUUUUAGCGGCUAGUGUGGAGGAAGUUGUUGGCAUUAGAGGCAGAGGACGAAACAAAUGUAAAUGGAGAGUGAGAUAUACCAGAAAUACGAAUACAGGAUAUCUCCAGAUGGAUGGCGAACAACUGGCGUUGGAUAUUAUGAAUAGGAAGCCGAACAAUACGGAGAUUGUUGAAAAAUUCAGAUGUCUAUAUCCCCCAUUCAUAGAACUAACUUACUCUUGCAGAUGUAGAUGCAAUGUAUCCCGAACAUCAAGUAUGCCAAUUAAAAGAUGUGAUUCUGUUGUUAAUUUAAAGGUGGAGGAGAAUUUGGCUAAUUUAAAGAAGGAGGAUCUCCAAGAAUAAGGGCUCAUUUCAUAAUCAAUUUACCAAUUGAUGCUUAGAAUGCUAUUAUGUGAAUUUAAUGUUAUAUGAACUAUUACAUCCUAGCCGUAAGUUAGUAAACAGAAAUGGACAGAAUUGGCUUUUUUUUGUAUGUAUAGAGUGACGUUAAUAUUCUAGGUACCUAAUACAAGUGUUAGGGUCAAUUUUUUAUUUCAGGGAACCUGUGGCUGUAAUUGAAUAAAUUGAAUAAAGAUAAAUAUUUGUUGAAAUAUGUAUUAGAUAUUCAUUUGUAUUGUAGAUUUUUUAAUUUAUACCGGGUGGGGCAUCGGUUACGCGCACUUGAUAAAUCGCAACUUCAAAUUAAUUAAAACUGGCG
Molecule: messenger RNA, 908 nt
Organism: Tribolium madens (black flour beetle)
Lineage: Eukaryota; Metazoa; Arthropoda; Insecta; Coleoptera; Tenebrionidae
Exons: 2
Coding region: 104-553 (149 amino acids)
Source: RefSeq, a predicted model, not a curated record